AUGACCAACUAUACAUCACCAGCUACCACGGUUCCACCAAUGUCCAAUCUGUCUCUUCACACUACAACGGCCAGAACCGAACCAACUUCAUUUAAUGUCACCAACUCAACAUCACCCUCCACCACCACGGCUGUACCAGUUGGCAACACUGCCAAAAAUAUAACUGAUGACACUACGGAAAUGCAACCUACAGAGACUUGCCGCUUGGGAAACUAUGAGCCGCACUGCAGAGUUACAGGGAAGUCUGGAAUGCCGAUGAGCCCGGGUCGCCUUUAUUACGGAUUGGCUUUGAUGACCCCAAACCUGGUCCUGGUCCUGGUCCUGAUAUUAGACAUAACCGAACCAACUUCAUUUAAUGUCACCAACUCAACAUCACCCUCCACCACCACGGCUGUACCAGUUGGCAACACUGCCAAAAAUAUAACUGAUGACACUACGGAAAUGCAACCUACAGAGACUUGCCGCUUGGGAAACUAUGAGCCGCACUGCAGAGUUACAGGGAAGUCUGGAAUGCCGAUGAGCCCGGGUCGCCUUUAUUACGGAUUGGCUUUGAUGACCCCAAACCUGGUCCUGGUCCUGGUCCUGAUAUUAGACAUGAAUUUUGGCGCGGUUAAAGUUGGAGUCAACCGGCGAUUAUUCUUCCGCAACACAAUCCGUUAUAAGACAGAGAUGGCGUCUCCUGAUCUAAGGAAGGAGCUGGAAUGUUGUAUCUGUCUGAACAUUUAUAUGGAUCCUCAAAUGUUGAAAUGUGGACACAACUUCUGCCGGGAGUGUAUUACUUGUUUGCUGGACACACAGGAGCGGUCUGGAGGUUAUUGCUGUCCUCAAUGCCGAGAGGAAUUUCCUGAGCGUCCUGCACUGCACCGCAACAUAACACUACGUAACAUAUUGGAUAAUUUCCUGUCUACUCAACCAGAUCAGGAGAUAUCUGGGAAGGUCUGUACCUACUGUAUUCACUCUCCAGUACCUGCUGUUAAAUCUUGUCUACAUUGUGAAGCGUAUCUGUGUGAUAAUCAUCUAGGAGCCCACAACAAGUCACCAGAACAUGUCUUAUGUGACCCCGCCACUUCCCUGGAGAACAGGAAAUGCUCCGUCCAUAAGGAACAACUGAAGUAUUACUGCACUGAGGACGCGGCCUGUGUCUGUGUGUCGUGCAGUUUGGUUGGAGAACAUCGGGGACACCAGAUGGAGACUCUGGAAGUGGCCUCUGACAUGAAGAAGAAGACAUUGAGAAAUGUUCUCCAGAAGCUGAUGACAAAGACGGAGGAGAUGGAGAAACGAGUCCAGAGUCUGCAGGAACACAGGAGGAAAGUACAAGGAAAAGCAGCUGGUGAGAUAAAGAGAGUCACUGCCCUGUUCAGAGACCUCAGGAGACAACUGGAGGACCUGCAGAAGAGAGUCCUGAGCAAGAGCUCUAGUCAGGCAGAGCAGAUCUCAUCUUCUCUGUCCAAUCAGAUCCGACAGCUGGAAAUAAAGAAGGACGAGCUGUCCAAGAAGAUGGGUCACAUUGAGGAGCUGUGUAACAAGAGUGAUCCACUGACCGUCUUACAGGAAUCAGACACAGGGGACUUGUGUGAUCCCGAGGAUGGAGAUAAUGAGAGAGAGAGACAUGAUAGACUCCUCCAUGAAGGAGAAGAUCUGGAUGUGGCUGGGAUGUCACACAUGUUCAACACAUUAUCGGAUAUAAUAAAAGGGACAAAUGUAUGCUUCUAUGUACAGAAGGCCGCAGACAUAACACUGGAUGUAAACACGGCUCAUAAUAGUCUACAGAUAUCUGAUGACAAGAAAACAGCUUCCUGGUCAAAUAUAAGUCAGAAUCGCCCAGACACACCAGAGAGGUUUCAGUAUAAUUCUCAUGUGCGCAGCAGUCAGAGAUUUUCCUCAGGGCAACAUUAUUGGGAAGUGGAUGUUGGGAGAUCAGUCAGCUGGAGGGUUGGAAUGUGUUACCCCAGUAUGGAUAGGACAGGAGCUAAGUCACGGAUUGGGGAUAAUAAUAAGUCCUGGGGAUUUUACAGGCAUUUAAAUCAGUACUCAGUGGUACAUGACAGUAAGGGGAUACAGUUACCUGAUGAUAUCUCCAGUGAUAGAGUCAGGAUCUGUCUGGAUUAUGAGGCCGGGCGGAUUUCCUUCUAUUCCCUGUGUGAUACAUUGAGACACCUCCACACCUUCACCGCCACCUUCACUGAGCCUCUUCAUGUCGUGCUGGGUGUAUGGAACGGUUCUGUAAAGCUAUGUGGGGGAAGCAGUAGUUAG
Messenger RNA from Nanorana parkeri, 2253 nucleotides. Its product is annotated as E3 ubiquitin-protein ligase TRIM39-like. The record is from RefSeq and is a predicted model, not a curated record. Gene Ontology annotation, molecular function: zinc ion binding; protein binding. The transcript is spliced from 6 exons. The coding region runs from base 1 to 2253 and encodes 750 amino acids. Lineage: Eukaryota; Metazoa; Chordata; Amphibia; Anura; Dicroglossidae.